This is a messenger RNA of Scedosporium apiospermum, 948 nucleotides long. RefSeq lists its product as uncharacterized. The coding region runs from base 1 to 948 and encodes 315 amino acids. NCBI's taxonomy places the organism in Eukaryota, Fungi, Ascomycota, Sordariomycetes, Microascales, Microascaceae. The transcript is spliced from 3 exons. The record is from RefSeq and is a predicted model, not a curated record. Gene Ontology annotation, cellular component: mitochondrion; cytoplasm.
AUGGGUUCUAAGGGUCGCGAGUGGAGCGGGAUCGAGGUGCGGUCGCCGGCUUUUACGCAGUUGGUCGUCAAGUCGAUGAGAGAGCUAUUUCCCGAGGAACUGGCUGACAGGACCUGGGACAACGUCGGUCUCCUCCUCGACAACGUCGAGGUGCCAGAAGACCCUCCCACGGCGCCCCUUGUCCUUCUUACAAACGACCUCACGUACUCGGUCGCCGAAGAAGCCAUCAGCCUCGGUGUCAGCGUCAUCAUUAGCUACCACCCCAUCAUCUUCCGCCCCCUCAAGUCCCUAACCUGCGCCGACCCCCAACAAGCAACCCUCCUCCGCCUCGCCAGCAAGCGCAUAGCAGUCUACUGUCCGCACACGGCCCUCGACGCCAGCCCCCGCGGCAUCAACGCCUGGCUCGCCGAAACCGUCGAAUACGCCGCCAAGCAAACCGCCGACGCCGGCGAAUCCUCCGAUCUAACCGCCACGCGCCAAGUCCUCCGCCCUAUCGCCACCCCGCCAGAGGGUAACGAAGAGGCUGGCUACGGCAUGGCCACGACGCUGAGCAAGGAGGUCCCCGCCGCGAAGAUCAUCAAGGGCGUCGGGAGGCUGCUCGGCGGCUUUAGGCAUCUGCAUCUCGUGCAGCCGGCGGGAUGUGAUUUGGCGCACGCGACGGUUACCAAGGUUGCCGUUUGUGCGGGGUCCGGGGCCGAUGUGCUGAGGGGAUCGGACGCGGAGUUGUGGAUCACGGGGGAGAUGAGCCAUCAUGAUGCUUUGAGGGCGGCGCAGGAGGGGAGGAUCGUGGUGACGACGUAUCAUAGUAAUACGGAGAGGAGGUUCUUGGAACAUAGGUUGAGGUCGGCGCUUGAGGAGAAGUUGCAGGAGACGGAGGCGGAGGCGGAGGUAUUUGUUAGCCAGGUCGACAAGGAUCCGUUUAGGGUCGUUGAUAUUGAGGCGUUGUAG